This is a messenger RNA of Brassica napus (rape), 1568 nucleotides long. RefSeq lists its product as uncharacterized. The transcript has a single exon. The record is from RefSeq and is a predicted model, not a curated record. NCBI's taxonomy places the organism in Eukaryota, Viridiplantae, Streptophyta, Magnoliopsida, Brassicales, Brassicaceae. Bases 232 to 693 code for a protein of 153 amino acids.
UUGACUCCGGUUUCUCCUAAUCCAAUCCGGUACGUAAGUCCGGUUUGAUUAAAUUAGUAAUUAAAAUUACAAUAAUGACCACGCGUAACCGCCAUAAAUAGAGGGACGCGAAUCAAACGGAAUCGGUGAAUCUUUCAACAGAAACGGAUUAAUUAACACACACACACACAAACGCAUCUCUCUCUCUCUCUCUAAACAGUUUCUUCAACUUUCUCUCUCUAACAGCAAGUCAUGGCGGCUACUGGAAGAAGAUCAAACGGCUCUUCAGUUCUAUACCCUCACUCUUCAUCCCAUCGUCAUCAAAGAUCGGCGUCUCCAUGCAACAACAUCAACCUCCGUCUAAAGAGGUUCUCCCUCGGAAACAACCCUCCCUCCUCCUCCGCCGUUCGGAAGUGCUCGUGCUCUCCGACGACGCACCCCGGAUCGUUCCGCUGCGGCUUUCACCGCCGAUUGGAGAACGAGAAGAGCAAAGCUUUGUCGAACAAGUCGAAGAGUGGUGAUUCGGGGCUGUAUCUGAGAAAAUUGGCUUUGGUGAAUUCGCUGGCGAGGAUCGGGAGCGUGGAGGCGGAGCGGUUUAGGAAGUAUCUGACGGAGAGUAUUGUUAAACCGUCGUCUCUACUUAUCCGUCGUCGUUUUGAGUUCAGGCCACGGCUUAGCCGAUUCUAUGGGAUGCAUAAAGAUCCGAAGGAUUAGAAUAAAUAGUAAUAAUCUAGGUUUUUUUUUUUAAUUUGUUUCUUGCGUGUGAAGGAACUAUGUUUUGGUGUUCCUUGGCGCGGUGUAUCGAAGUUUGUGUGCAAUGUACAUGAUGAUGACAUCACUAGGACGUGUUCUUGAUUUGGUUUCUUAAUUUUUUUCAUUAGAAACUUUGUUGAUCUGAGUCAUUUAAACUCUGAUCAUCUACGUUCGCUAAGCUUUACGUUUUCACUUUUGGUAUGUCUGAGUCAGUCUGACGAUGAAGUUUCCAUUUUUUUUAUUUAUACAAUGAGAGAUACACUAAGUACAUGCAGUCAUUAAAUGAUGAUUCAACUUUUGUUGAACACCCCAUGUAUAAGACACAAAAGGAAAGAAGAGAUACUGAGAAUCAAGGAUCUUGUCGAGUUUUUUUCUAUAAUUAAUUAGAUAUUUCUUCUUGAGAAUCGUUUCGUUGUCACAUACACGUAGACGUAGUUAAUGAUAAGAUUUUGUAGCUUUGUUGUAAUUUGAGACUUGACAAAAGUACAGUAUAUAGAUUCUAUCUUUGGUAGUAUAUUCAUGAAUCAUGAUAGGCGUACUGUAAUCUAUAAAAUGUGGGCAAUGUCCAACUGGAUUUUCAUGGCAUGACCUUCGCAUUUUAUUACAGAACAAACAAGCUUCUAUCUUGUAGUAGAUUAACCAUUAACUUGCAAAUGGAAAUGUAAUACAACCAGGGGCGAAUCCAGGAUGUAUAAUGACUGGGUGCACUCUUUAUAAUAAAAUAGAAACAUGUCAAAAGGUAGAAUUGAACCUUGGUUGUUAUGGGUGCACACCAACAUUUUUCCAUCUGUUCUAGCUGAAAUUUAUUGUUUCUAUACACGAAAAUUACAUUAUCA